Messenger RNA from Cuscuta epithymum, 1367 nucleotides. NCBI's taxonomy places the organism in Eukaryota, Viridiplantae, Streptophyta, Magnoliopsida, Solanales, Convolvulaceae. The record is from the annotation of a GenBank genome assembly.
GCUUUGUACCAUCGUCAACCCACAUAUAAUCACCUUCGUACCUUUGGUUGUCUAUGUUAUCCUAACCUCACCGCCACUACACCCCACAAAAUGGCUCCCCGGUCAACUCGUUGUGUCUUUCUUGGCUUCCCCCCAAUCAUCGUGGAUAUCGAUGUCUGGAGUUAGCUACUGGAAAAAUCAUUAUCUCUCGCCAUGUUACCUUUGAUGAAUCUGUGUUUCCUUUUACAGAUCCAUCACCACCAACCCCCACCUCUUACAAUUUUUUAUCCUCCACCACACUUCCCUUAGAUAGCCUCGCCUAUCCUUCCGCACCCCCAUCUCACAACACCCCAACAUCACCCUCAUCUACCUCCCCACACAGUCCACCCAAUCCUCCCACACCACCAACCCCUCCAAGCGACCCUCCCCCUCCACAACCUCCUACCCGACCCACCCAUCCUAUGGUCACUCGUGCUUCUCAUGGGAUCUUUAAACCCAAACCUGUCUUUGAUCUCAAUGUCCAAACCAUUUCACCUCUCCCUCAUUCUCACCUUUAUGCCCUUAAAGACCCUAACUGGAAUGCUGCCAUGCAAGAUGAGUACAAUGCCUUAUUAAAAACUCAGACUUGGGAUCUUGUUUUGCGCCCCCCUGGUGCUCAUGUUAUCCGUUCCAUAUGGCUCUUCCGGCACAAAUUUCACUCUGAUGGGUCUCUUCAGCGGUACAAGGCCCGUUUGGUUGCUAACGGUAAAUCUCAGCAGGUUGGUAUUGAUUACUUUGACACAUUCAGCCCUGUAGUCAAACCUGCCACCAUUCGCACUGUUCUUACCAUUGCUACAUCACGUUAUUGGCCUAUUCAUCAACUGGAUGUCAAGAAUGCCUUUCUCCAUGGUGACCUAUGUGAGACAGUUUAUAUGCAUCAACCCCCUGGUUUUGUUGAUUCCACAAAACAAAGUUAUGUAUGCCGCCUGCGCAAAUCUCUUUAUGGUCUCAAACAAGCUCCUGUUGUAGGAAAUUCGCCGGAUAAACCUGCAAAAAAUUGUUAGAAAAAUAAUAUAGCUCGAGUCGCGUAAACGCUGUCCUCAAGAAAGUAUUUCCGACUAGCGAAAAUCUUUCCCCAAGAUAAAACGAGCUCUUCGGCGUAAGCCGGUAACAGAACAACGAGAGUAAAAUAUAAUUAAUCCAGCAGAGUUGUAAUGUAUUAGGGGAUGUUGAACGCAAAAAUAAUUUUAUCUCACAAACUUCUUAACUAGCUUGGCUGAAUGCACAUAUAUAUACUCAAAGAGAUGAACGUUGCUACAUGCUCGAUCAGAUGAAAUGUUAGAGUAGUAACGUUCAUAUAUAUUAUUAAUCAAUAAGAUCCCACUAAUGUUGAGAUUAAUGUUGAAAAA